UCAAAAUCGCAUCACUCUCUUUUACUAAAAAAUCAAUAAAAAUCGAAUGUAUUACGUGGUAUAGACGGUUUCUAUAGAAAACAUUACAUCAAGCGGAGCAAAUUGCAGAGGAACUCUUCCUCAGAAUACUAAAAUAAAAUAGAAACAGUAAUCGCUGCUUAAACUUACAGUAGAUACAAAAUGUGCUGUGGAGAAGGUUGCAGGCCGUUGGCCUUUCUUCUAGGCCUCCCUUUUGCUCUCCUCUCUCUUCUCGUCUCUCUCGUCGGCGUCAUCGUUUGGAUCAUCGGGUUGAUGUUGAGUAUAAUAUGCCCGUGUUGCAUAUGUGUAACUUUGUUAGUUGAAUUGGCGUUGGAGUUGAUAAAGGCCCCUAUCCACGUUAUGGAGUGGUUUACCAAUCAAAUCCCUUGUUAAGACUUAAUUUCCAUUGAUUACAGUCUUCAUCUAUCAUUUUGCGUUUUUUUUUCAUUCUUCUUAAUUUUUGUAUAAUUCUAAAUGAUUAUGGUGUUGUUGAUGAAUUGAUAUUAGCUUCUUUAAUCUUUUUGGUGUAUGUAUUAUUCACAAGAUCCUUUUCGGGUUACUUUGUUAUCA
This is a messenger RNA of Nicotiana tabacum (common tobacco), 588 nucleotides long. The record is from RefSeq and is a predicted model, not a curated record. NCBI's taxonomy places the organism in Eukaryota, Viridiplantae, Streptophyta, Magnoliopsida, Solanales, Solanaceae.